CCAAUAGCCGCACACGUGCUGAGAUAUUGUGAUAUUUUACAACAAUAAAAUAACUUUAAAACAUUCGUCGUGCAUCAUACCGGUCUACGCGGCUCAUAUUUUGUUUACCAACAUCUGUUCAUCAACGAGUUUGCAAAUUAGGCAUUAAUGGCCAUGGUGACUGAAGUGAAAGUGAAUGGAAGCGAAAUGGAAGCGAAUACUGAAGUGCCUCCCGCACUGGCUGAGAAGCCAGUCGGUCUCCCACCAGGAAAGUACUCUCUUAUUGGCUGGGACAUGGAUACAACAGGACGGAGACUAAUAGAUGAGAUAUGCCAAAUAGCAGCGUAUACUCCGAAACAGACUUAUUCCCAAUAUAUUAUGCCGUAUGGUGACCUUAACCCUGGAGCGAGACGUCGUCACAAUGUACGGGUUGUCACCGUUGGACGUUACAGAAUGCUAAAAGAUAUGGUUUCUCAUAAGAUUCUUAAGACAAAAUCAGAGAUAUCAGCUUUAACAGACUUCCUUGAUUGGUUAGAGAAAGAGAAAGGAGAUGGUAGUGUCAUUCUUAUAUACCACGAACCCAGGAGGUUCAGUCCUACAAUGCUUCUUGAGGCUUUGACAAGGUACGACCUGUUGGAUCGUUUUAAUUCAAUAGUCGCAGGAUUCACUGACAGCUAUGCCCUGGCUGCAGAUAAAUGCAAGGCAACAGUGAAGUCAGUCUCGCUGCGAGUGUUGGCUCGUGUGCUACUGGACGCGGACUCUCUGUCAGUGGACAGCGCCAUCGAACGGGCAACAGCUGCCUAUAAGAUUGUCGAACAUCUCGCACAAGGUGAACAGCAAGAAGUAAGUGCCUCAGGUGAGAGUCUCUCAGCCAGUAAAGACAUGGUAGAGACGGCAAGGGUGUGGGCAAGGCCUGUACACACAGAACUAGAAGCGCUCGCCAAUCUUAAGAAGAUCCUUGAAAGACAGAACACGUUCCGUCCAGUGUUCGCGCCCCUACUGCGCGGCGCUCGCGGCGAGCGGCGGCGCGUGACGCAGCUGCGGCGCCUGCUCGCCGACCACGGCCUGCUCUAUCAGCAGCUACACGACGCCUGGGAGAAACAACAACUCGCAGGUUUAGAGAAACAAUUAUCAGCUUUGUCAGUAUCUGCUAAAGAGGAAGACAUCAAAGAGUUGAUUGAAAUACUGGACAGUCAUUUCGAUCCUGCCAAAGAACCGAAAGGACCUAAACCAAGACAGCCUACCGUAAGACCUCGAUCGACCGCCAAUACUAACAAUACAAGUGGAGACGCUGAAGGGAGCACCAGUGAUUCGCAGAAUAGUUCAUCGCAAAACUCGCCCAACAAAACUAAUGAUAUAGCGGCGGGAGAUAACAGUUUAAAAGUACAAGAGCCGAUCGCGGCCAACUAACGUUUGAUUCAUCGCAACAUGCGCGUACGAAGACUCAAAUUAAAAACGUUUUCGCAUAAUAAACAGUAUGUUAUUUUAGCAUAAGUAUCAUUUUUUGGAAUUGAAACAUUUUUAUAAUGCAUGUCGUCUAUACGAGAUUAAUGAAAAAAAAAAACCCACUAAAUCGUAAUUUUCACACUGAUCCCUUGGCUUUUCGCGUUUUUUAAUAUUUAUAUAUAGAUAUAAAUAAUAAUGUAGUUGAGUGCCUUAGCAACUCAUUUGUCAUAAGAUAUUUGUAUGUCAUAAUAUUUUUUGGUGUAAACAGUUAAGUGACUGUAUGUUGUUUUUUGCAUUAUACAGUUUUUUAUAUAUUUAAUGUUACUUGUAACAUGUAGUUUGAAAAAAGGUUUUUUAAAUUAAAAAAGGCUUAGAGGGAGCAAUAUUUAUUUCGGGCUCUUAAUAACGCCUGUUUAUUUAUUUUUUUAUUAUGUAUUAAUAAUAAAAUGUGCAAUCACAGCAACGGAUUGACUGAUAUUCGAAAUCCGAAAUGUAUUUAAAAAAAGAUUAUAUUUUUUUAUUUACACCUUUUCCUUCUUUUUGUUUUUUACGCUAAUCGCUGGUAACAUUUUGCUGACUGUUUUUCUUUCAAACUACCAUAGAGGAAAUAUUAGUUUCUUACCACUGAGUAAUAAAGCAGUGUGUACCUUUUUAACUGUUAAUUUUAGUUAGUUUUUAACAUAGACUGUACAUAUAAUUUAAUUUCUUAUUUUGUUCAGAUCUCUAAUAAAUAUGUAAGUCUAUAAAA
Messenger RNA from Bombyx mori (domestic silkworm), 2173 nucleotides. RefSeq names its product exuperantia (gene exu). Lineage: Eukaryota; Metazoa; Arthropoda; Insecta; Lepidoptera; Bombycidae. Gene Ontology annotation, molecular function: protein homodimerization activity; RNA binding. The record is from RefSeq and is marked provisional. Gene Ontology annotation, biological process: bicoid mRNA localization.